This is a messenger RNA of Polyodon spathula (Mississippi paddlefish), 1253 nucleotides long. RefSeq names its product adenosine receptor A1-like. The record is from RefSeq and is a predicted model, not a curated record. Gene Ontology annotation, molecular function: G protein-coupled receptor activity. The transcript has 2 exons. Gene Ontology annotation, cellular component: membrane. NCBI's taxonomy places the organism in Eukaryota, Metazoa, Chordata, Actinopteri, Acipenseriformes, Polyodontidae. The coding region runs from base 1 to 1065 and encodes 354 amino acids. Gene Ontology annotation, biological process: G protein-coupled receptor signaling pathway.
AUGGAACACCUAAUGACGGUCUACAUCGUGCUGGAGUCCGUACUGGCGGUGCUGGUAAUCGCGGUCAGCUUACUGGUUUGCGCCACGGUCUACCUGCAUAAAGAAGUGCGCUCGCUGACCAGCUGUCUGAUAGCGUGCCUGGCGGUGGCGGACCUCGGCGUGGGCGCUCUGGGGAUCCCUUUCACGGUGAUGCUGAGCCUGAGGCAGACUCUGUGCUUCUACACCUGUCUGUUCAUGGCGUGCUUCCCGCUGGUCACGGCCCAGUUCUCGGUUCUGGUGAUUCUGGUCAUCGCGGUGAAGACGCAUCUCAAGACACGACUGCCGAGCAGGUACCAGGUUCUGGUAAAUAUGCGGCGCCUGAUGGCUGUGGUCUUCCUGUGCUGGCUGGCCUCAGUCCUGGCCGGCUUCGCCCCGUUGAUGGGCUGGAACCUGCUGUGGAGCUUCAGGAAGGACCAGGGGAACCGCUCCACCCUGACCAUCUCGGACCUGUCGGAGCACUCCAUCAUCGCGCAGCACUUUCCUUACGGCGGCUUCCUCAGCAAGGUGUACGUGCGCCACCGGAGGAACCAGACCUACUCGCAAAUCCACGUCUCGCACCUCGGCCCCUGCUCCCAGGAAGCCGUGGUCAGCCCCGAAUACCUCGUCUACUUCCACUUCCUGGCCGGCACCCUGCUGCCCCUGACUGCCGCGCUGAUCCUGUACACAGACCUGUUCCUCGGGCAGGUCCGCGGGCAGCCACCCUCGCCGCAGGAACCCCACCCCCCUUAUAGAGAGGCAAAGAGGAGCGAGACGCGGACGGCCCGGACGCUCCUCCUCAUGCUGGUGCUGUUCUUGCUGUGCUGGCUGCCCCUGCACCUGACCGGCGUGGUGCAGCUCUUCCACCCAGCCUGGCGCCUCCCCUCCUGGCUUCCCCAGCUCACCGUGCUCCUCUCGCAUCUCAACUCGCUCGCCGGCCCGCUGCUCUACGCGGCGCGCAGGAGGGAGUUCGGAGCUGCCAUGCGCUCUGUGCUCUGGAGGGGAUUCUCCCGCGGACGCCCCAGGAAUAAGGUGUACCCCCGGGUGUAGCCUGACCCCAAUCCCCGAAACUAGUUCCAGGGAACCUCAGUACAAGGUAGAUGGGUGUAGGGAGUAAACUAGCUUUUCAGAUGGUUGUAUUGCAGUAGUAACCAAUACGUUGUGCAUUUAUAUUUGAUAAAGCCCCAAUUUAACUGAUGUAAUUGUUAUUGUAUCUCUCGGAGAUGCUAGGAAAUUGA